Molecule: messenger RNA, 3250 nt
Organism: Microcebus murinus (gray mouse lemur)
Lineage: Eukaryota; Metazoa; Chordata; Mammalia; Primates; Cheirogaleidae
Gene: ARHGAP10
Product: Rho GTPase activating protein 10
Biological process (GO): signal transduction; negative regulation of apoptotic process; cytoskeleton organization
Cellular component (GO): cytosol; cytoplasm
Molecular function (GO): GTPase activator activity; protein binding
Source: RefSeq, a predicted model, not a curated record
GGGCCUGCCGGGAAUUGGCGCCGCGCCUCUCGCUCGCCCGGGCGGCUGCUCCUCGGUGCGGCCAGGGGGCUCCACGGGGCAUGUCCGCGCCGCGCUCGCCGCGCGCCCCGCACUGCUAGCUCGUCCCGGCUGCCUGCCCGCGCCGCACCUGGCCGCGGCCUCGGAGCCCCGCUCGGGCGGCGCGCGGCUGUGGGCGCCGCGCCGGGACCGCUGCCGUCAUGGGGCUGCAGCCGCUGGAGUUCAGCGACUGCUACCUCGACAGCCCUUGGUUCCGGGAGAGGAUCCGCGCCCACGAAGCGGAACUCGAGAGGACCAACAAGUUCAUCAAAGAGCUCAUCAAGGACGGGAAGAACCUCAUCGCUGCGACCAAAAGUCUUUCAGCAGCCCAGAGGAAGUUUGCCCAUUCACUCAGAGACUUUAAAUUCGAGUUUAUUGGUGAUGCAGAAACUGAUGAUGAACGUUGCAUAGAUGCUUCCUUACGUGAAUUUUCAAAUUUUUUGAAGAAUCUGGAAGAACAGAGAGAAAUUAUGGCAUUAAGUGUAACUGAAACCCUGAUUAAACCCUUGGAAAAAUUCAGAAAAGAGCAACUUGGAGCUGUAAAGGAAGAAAAAAAGAAGUUUGACAAAGAGACAGAAAAGAAUUAUAGUAUAAUUGAUAAACAUUUGAAUUUAUCAGCGAAAAAGAAAGACUCACAUUUACAAGAGGCAGAUAUCCAAGUGGAACAAAACCGGCAGCACUUUUAUGAACUGUCUCUUGAAUAUGUAUGUAAGCUUCAGGAAAUCCAAGAGAGAAAGAAGUUUGAGUUUGUGGAACCUAUGCUGUCAUUUUUCCAGGGGAUGUUUACUUUCUAUCAUCAGGGCCAUGAACUUGCCAAAGACUUCAAUCACUACAAAAUGGAACUACAGAUCAAUAUUCAGAAUACACGGAAUCGAUUUGAAGGAACAAGGUCAGAAGUGGAAGAGCUUAUGAACAAAAUCAGGCAGCAUCCCAAGGACCACAAACGAGCAAGUCAGUUUACGGCAGAAGGCUACCUGUACGUGCAGGAAAAAAGGCCUGCUCCAUUCGGUUCCAGUUGGGUCAAACACUACUGCAUGUAUCGGAAAGCAGCCAAGAAGUUCAACAUGAUCCCAUUUGAGCACAGAUCUGGGGGGAAACUUGGGGAUGGAGAGGUGUUCUUUUUGAAAGAAUGUACCAAAAGGCAUACAGACUCCAUUGACAGAAGGUUUUGUUUUGACAUAGAAGCUGCUGACCGGCCUGGCGUUUCCCUGACUCUGCAGGCGUUUUCAGAAGAGGAAAGGAAGCAGUGGUUGGAAGCUCUGGGCGGAAAAGAAUCUCUGUUCCAUAGUUUUAAUAGAGCUAUCAUCCCACGACCGGAAGGAAGUGCACAGUUGGAUAAGAUGGGAUUCACAAUUCUCAGAAAAUGCAUCAGUGCAGUUGAAACACGAGGUAUAAAUGACCAAGGAUUGUACAGAGUUGUGGGGGUGAGUUCAAAGGUCCAGAGACUUCUGAGUAUGUUGAUGGAUGUAAAAACAUGCAAUGAGGUGGACCUGGAGAAUUCCAUCGAUUGGGAAGUGAAGACAAUAACGAGUGCCCUGAAACAGUAUUUGAGGAGUCUUCCGGAGCCUCUCAUGACCUAUGAGUUGCAUGGAGAUUUCAUUGUUCCAGCCAAAAGCGGCAGCCCAGAAUCUCGUGUCAAUGCUAUCCAUUUCUUGGUGCACAAGCUGCCAGAGAAAAAUAAAGAAAUGUUGGAUAUUUUGGUGAAACACUUGACAAAUGUUUCAAAUCACUCCAAGCAGAACCUAAUGACGGUGGCAAAUUUAGGAGUGGUGUUUGGACCGACUCUGAUGAGGCCACAGGAAGAAACGGUUGCUGCCAUCAUGGAUUUGAAGUUUCAGAAUAUUGUUGUGGAAAUCUUAAUUGAAAACCAUGAAAAGAUUUUUCGGACCCCGCCUGAUGCCACAUUCCCUGAGACCACCUGCUUGUCAGCGUCACCCCCAAAUGCUCCACCAAGGCAAUCAAAGAGACAAGGCCAGAGGACGAAGAGACCUGUGGCUGUCUAUAAUCUUUGUCUUGAGCUGGAAGAUGGUGACAGUUCCAACCCUCCUAAGGAGGACACCCCUACCAGCAGUGCAGACUCACUGUCCUCCCCGUCGCCCACGACUGCAGCUGUGCAUGGGCCUCCUGGACCAGACAAAAACCACCUUCUGGCAGACGGAGGCGGCUCUGGGGACUGGGCAUCCCCCAUCCCAAGUCAGACGCGGUCACCUAUGGUCCAGUGGCUUAACCCACAGUCUCCGACCACACCAAGCUCCGACUCGGCUGUUACUCCUCCUUCACCCAGGUCGUCUCCUUUCCCUCUCUGUCCUCCUGCCCCCAUAGUGGACAAGCCUCCUGAAAGCGUCACCAGUCGGAAGGCUCGCGCCGUGUACCCAUGCGAAGCGGAACACAGCUCGGAACUGUCUUUUGAAAUAGGAGCGAUUUUUGAGGAUGUGCAAACCUCGAGGGAACCUGGCUGGCUAGAAGGGACUCUGAACGGCAAGAGGGGGCUGAUUCCACAGAACUACGUCAAACUGCUGUAGCCCGGGCCUUUGGGAGCCGCGCUGACCCUGGCACCCAAGGACCUGCCUGGGCGUGGUGAGCUGCCUUCCUCCUCCCGGGCUGGACCCCAACUCUCCCACCUCCACUCCCGGGAAUUACAAAUCGUGAUCAGCACCGGGGUGCGGGGGGCAGGGGGAUGCGACGCACAGAACCACGUAGAUUUGUGCAGCAGGCGAAGAACAUCAGGAUUAGCAGAAUGGACUCUUCAUACAUCAAGCAUCAGGACUUGUGGUUUUUAAUUAACUAGCCUAUAGAACGAGAGGGAGGGCAGCCUGUUGCCGCCCCCACCGGCAGUCACACGGCCAGAACUCCCGAGACCCCUGUCCUCCCCGCUCCCGGGCACCUGCUGCUGAGAUUUAAAGGGAACUGUGCUUCCUCGCAGUGUUACGUUGCAAGGUGCACGCUUGGCUCUAGCUGCCUGUGCCGGGGGGGAAUGGUCUCUACCGAGAGGGAAGCAGGGAUGCUCUCUGCAAGCCUGCUCCUUCCUAGACGGCCGCCCUGGGGACCCCUCGCACACGUGCCCAGACAGAGCACACCAGCGCAUUUAUAACGGGCUUCUCGUCGGUGCUCCUCACCUGUGUGCUGUUUUCCAGACACCACCUUUCUGCCUCAAGGUCUCUGUAAAUGAAAUAAAAUGUAAUUUACUAUUUGA